Molecule: messenger RNA, 2643 nt
Organism: Cercospora beticola
Lineage: Eukaryota; Fungi; Ascomycota; Dothideomycetes; Mycosphaerellales; Mycosphaerellaceae
Gene: ERG7
Product: lanosterol synthase ERG7
Biological process (GO): ergosterol biosynthetic process; triterpenoid biosynthetic process
Cellular component (GO): lipid droplet
Molecular function (GO): lanosterol synthase activity
Source: RefSeq, a predicted model, not a curated record
CCACUAGCCACACCUCCUUGGAAAACAUCGUACGAGAGGGUACCAUUGCAAUGUCGCUGGCUUCAUGAUCCCGUUUCCUCGCGUCCUGGACCAAUCCCCAAGACUGCGAAUCAGCAAAGCAACAUCAUGACAUUUCGCAAUCGCUCUGCGAAGGAGCAGCCGAAAGCGAAUGGCCAGGCGAAGGCCAAUGCCAAGUCACCCGACAGCCGUACAGAUUAUUCUCGAUGGCGACUGAAAGACGACCGAGGACGGCAGACAUGGCAUUACCUACAAUCAGAUGAAGAAAUCAAGCAAUGGCCGCAGACGAUUGCGGAUAAAUGGCAUUUGGGCCUUGACACUGGGUUGCCGGAUCUCCCAAAGGCGAAAACACCUCUCCAAGCUGCGGAAAAUGGACUGCGAUUCUUCUCGAAACUACAACUAGAGCCAGGAAACUGGGCUUGUGAAUAUGGAGGACCGAUGUUCUUGCUUCCUGGAAUUAUCAUCACCCUCUAUGUUACUGAUAUGCCAUUGACACAACCGGAGCAAAUUGAAGUCGUGCGCUAUCUGUUCAACAUGCAGAAUGUUGGAUCAAAGAAUGGUGGCGACGGUGGCUGGGGAUUGCACAUUGAAGGCGACUCCUCGGUCUUUGGAACGGCGAUGAACUAUACCUGUUUGCGAAUACUCGGUGUUCCGGCCAAUGAACCACGUAUGGUGAAGGCUCGACGAUGCCUUCAUGAUAUGGGCGGCGCAGUAUACGGACCCCACUGGAGUAAGUUCUGGUUCUCGGUCCUCGGUGUCAUGAAAUGGGACAUUGUCAAUCCUGUGCCUCCAGAGCUCUGGCUCCUGCCAGACUGGGUGCCAAUCGCCCCUUGGCGCUGGUGGAUCCACAUGCGCAUGGUCUUCCUACCAAUGGGCUAUCUGUGGUCUAAGAAAUGGACAUAUCCCAGAGCAGACUCAGAUCCAUUGAUCAAGGAAUUACGGGAAGAGCUAUUCACGACGCCUUACCACGAGAUAGACUUCGCUAGUCAUCGAAACUCCAUCAGCGUCAAAGAUAACUACCAUCCCAAGACAUGGGUCUUGAAUCUCAUCAAUUGGCUCCUUGUCUGGAUAUGGAUUCCUUUCCUGCGGACCGACGCUCUGAUCAAGAAGGCUGAAGAUUGGGUCUGGCAUCUUAUCCAGAUUGAAGGUGCAAACACUGAUCAGGGCGACCUGGCACCUGUUAGCGCUCCGAUGGACACAUUGUGCUGCUACGUUGCAGAGGGUCCGGACGCGGAGUCCGUCCUGAGGCAUCGUGAUCGACUGCAGGACUACUUUUUCAUCAGUAAAGACGGCAUGAUGGCAGACGGCACCAACGGCGUACAGGUGUGGGAUACAGCAUUCGCGAUACAAGCGGUGGUUGAUGCUGGUCUGGAGCAGAAGCCGGAGUACCACAACCUCCUACUCAAAGGUCUAGAGUUCCUGGAAGACCACCAGUUUCUUGAACACGUUGUUGGCUACGAGGACUCAUCUGUUUACUCGGAUCCUCCCACCCAAGCAACAUCAGCCGAAGUUGGCUGGCGGCAUCCUCGUCGUGGCGCGUGGGGUUUCAGCACCCGCUCGCAGGGCUACGUUGUUUCUGACUGCACAGCGGAAGCUGUCAAGGCGACCAUGGCGUUGCAGUCCACGGUGGACCCGAAGGAUGGUCGCACUAGUUUGUUCCCGACUCUCCUGAGCGAGAAGCGUCUCAAGUGGGCUGUUGACAUCCUUCUCACCAUGCAGAACAGCGAUGGUUCCUGCAGCUCGUACGAACCCACGCGAGGCAGCACAAAGAUGGAGUACCUCAAUGCAGCUGAGGUCUUCGGGCGCAUCAUGGUCGAAUACCCAUACCCGGAAUGCACAACUGCAUGUGUCACGGCGCUCGAGCGCUUCCGAAAGGACUACCCAGAUUAUCGUGCUGCGGAGAUUAAGAAAUUCGUGUCUCGUGCUGUCGAUUGGAUCCGACGCGACCAAGCUCCGGAUGGAUCUUGGUACGGCAGCUGGGGAAUCUGCUUUUCGUAUGCUGGAUGGUUUGCGCUGGAGAGUCUGAAGACUCAAGGUGAGACAUACGAAAACAGUGAGCGGGUCAGGCGAGCCUGUCAUUUCUUCCUCGAUCGCCAAGAGGCAGACGGUGGUUGGGGCGAAUCGUACAAGAGCUGUGAGACCGUUACAUGGUGUCGGCAUCCUGAUGGCUCGCAAGUCGUGCAGACGGCUUGGGUCGUCAUUGCUUUGAUCGAGGCUGGCUAUCCAGAUCGUGAUCCCAUCGACCGCGCGGUGAAGCUCAUCAUGAGCAGGCAGCAACCCAAUGGCGAGUGGUUGCAGGAGGGUAUUGAGGGCGUGUUCAACAAGAGUUGCAUGAUCUCCUAUCCAAACUACAAAUUCAUCUUCCCGAUCAAGGCGCUGGGCAUGUAUAGCAGACAUUUCGGCGACACUGCAUUGAAUGGAUCAGUAUAGAACCCAGGGGUCAGGACCGCUGGGCAGGUUCACAGCACCCGAGAGCGAUGCUCGAACACAUCGUACAUAAGGUACCUCCUAAUAAUAUGCGCCACCGCAUGCCAGCACUGCGUCGACCACAGCGCAGGUACAUUCGUAUCGGCUGGUGCAGUGUUCAUCGAUUCAGCUGAUGGAAGCCUGCAGCAGAAGCAGCCA